AUGAGCGAAGUGUCAAAGGUGCAAUCAAGUUUCACGCAACUCAGCGCCACAGCAGCAGCAGCAACAGCAGCACGAUCAUCAGCAGCAGCAGCAGCAGCAAUAAAAGUAGCAGCAGCACCAGGAGACCGAAUAUUGGCGCCACCGAUCAUAGCAGCAGCAGCCCUAAUAUCAUCAACAUCAUCACCAACAACAGCAGCAGCAGCAGCACGGGCAUCAUCAUCAACACCAGCGGAAGCAGCCACAGGCGCACGAGAAUCAUCAUCAACAGCAUCACCAUCAUCAUCAGCAGCAGCAGCAGGACUCGGACGACCUGGUGCAGCAGCCGCAUCAUCAUCAUCAUCGUCAUCAUCAUCAUCAGAAGCAGCAGCAGCAGCAGCAGCAGCUGGAGCAACAGGAGCAGCGCAUGUUGUUUGGGAGGCCGACUCUGGCGCCCCCAUCGAUGAGAGGCGCUGCACGAUUUGCAGCGAACGGCAGUCCCUACAGGCCCCUCCCCUCCUCUAUUGUCUUCCGCCUUGGGGCUCCGGAGGCCCCGAUGGGACCCUGGCCCCCCUGGAGCCGCCAGGCGCGGGCACGCCGGACAGUGCUGCAGCAAAGGGGAGCCGCAGCCAGCAAGUGUGGAAUAGUGCCCCAGGGAGCAUCGCGGGGGAUACCCAAAGGGAGAGGGGCCCCAAGACCCGCAGUGGCGGGCAUGACGCUCCCUGGAUGGCUUCUUAUGGCUCUGAUCUUUUGGACCCGCAGGCAGCACAGAGCCGCUUGGCGGAAGCUGCACCAAGCCUGGAUACAGAAGAAGCAGCACCGCACUGCUUCGACGCAGCAGCAACAGCAAGAAAGCGGCGCUGGGAGAUACUGCUGGGCAACGAGCGGCUGCUGCUGUCUCCUGUGCUGUUUCUCUCGUCUACGGCAUGCAAAUCAACAGCAACGCCAUCUUUAUCACAAACGACCUCUGACUUCGGCAUGCUGGCUAGCUUUGUAGGCCUCCUGCGUACAGUAGCAAAGCGUGUAGCGCUGCGCAAGCCGCAGCGCCCUGGGGAGUGGCCCGCCGGGGGGACGGACCCCCAGGAGGGCCCCCGGGCUGGAACCCCUCGUGACUGCGGCGGGCCGGCGACCACUUCCCAUCCCUCGCAUACUCCCCCAGAGGCAUAG
This is a messenger RNA of Eimeria necatrix, 1143 nucleotides long. RefSeq lists its product as hypothetical. The transcript is spliced from 4 exons. NCBI's taxonomy places the organism in Eukaryota, Apicomplexa, Conoidasida, Eucoccidiorida, Eimeriidae. The record is from RefSeq and is a predicted model, not a curated record. Bases 1 to 1143 code for a protein of 380 amino acids.